Molecule: messenger RNA, 496 nt
Organism: Cricetulus griseus (Chinese hamster)
Lineage: Eukaryota; Metazoa; Chordata; Mammalia; Rodentia; Cricetidae
Source: RefSeq, a predicted model, not a curated record
GCCAGACCUCCGCCAUCAUGGGUCGCAUGCACACUCCCAGGAAGGGCCUGUCCCAGUCGGCGCUGCCCUACCACCAUAGCGUCCCCACGUGGCUGAAGCUGACAUCUCAUGACGUGAAGGAACAGAUUUACAAAUUGGCCAAGAAAGGCCUGACUCCCUCCCAAAUAGGUGUGAUCCUAAGGGACUCACAUGGUGUGGCCCAAGACCAUUUUGUGACUGGUAAUCAAAUCUUGAGAAUCCUUAAGUCUAAGGGCCUUGCCCCUGAUAUCCCUGAGGAUCUCUACCAUUUGAUUAAGAAAGCUGUUGCUGUCCGAAAGCAUCUUGAGAAGAACAGAAAGGAUAAGGAUGCUAAGUCCCACCUGAUUCUGAUAGAGAACAGAAUUCACCGGCUGGCUUAUUACUAUAAGACUAAGCGGGUCCUCCUACCCAAUUGGAAAUAUAAGUCAUCCACAGCCUCUGCUCUAGUGGCAUAAAUUCUCUUGUGUACACAAAAAAA